AUGGAAUAUCCGUUCUGGUUCGGCGGGAGUGCAAGCUCCAUGGCGACAUUGUUCACGCAUCCCUUGGAUCUUGUCAAGGUGCGCUUACAAGCAACCCCAAGCGCGCAACAAGCGUGUACGUCUGGUACAAUGCAUCGCAUUCUACUCACCGAGGGGUUCACUGGUCUUUACUCGGGUCUCAGUGCGGCGCUACUUCGUCAAAUGACAUACUCAACCGUUCGAUUUGGAGUGUAUGAGGAUUUGAAGAUCCGAUUGAGAGCCGGUAGACCGACCGAGAAGGGCCCGGGUUCCAUGCUGAUCCCUCUUUCUGCGCUCUCAGGCUUCAUCGCCGGUGUUGUUGGUAAUCCAGCCGAUAUUGUAAAUGUGAGGAUGCAAUCAGACAAAGCUGGGCUUCUCCGGGGUCAGACAAGAUAUAGACACGUCUUCGAUGGCUUGGUGCAAAUAAUAAGGAAAGAAGGCCCCCUCAGCGGCCUUUUCCGAGGCGUUGGUGCCAAUGCAACACGGGCAGCUCUGAUGAAUGCAUCGCAACUAGCGUCCUAUGACAUAUGCAAAUCGUACUUCCUCCGCAACUUUAGCAUGGGAGAUAGUACGGCAAAUCACCUGGUCUCUUCAGCUGUGGCGGGCAUGGUCGCAACAACAAUAUGCUCUCCCGUGGACGUGGUGAAAACGCGCAUUAUGAGCUCGUCGGGUCCGCAGGGGGCUUGGAAUGUUUUGCGGGCCUCUACGUUGAGAGAAGGGCCUGCUUGGAUAUUCAAAGGAUGGUUUCCAAGUUUCAUGCGUUUAGGGCCACAAACUGUUCUGACGAUGAUGUUUUUUGAGCAGCAUAAGAGUAUGUACUCGAGGUUUCACUGUAAUUUAGCCAGCAAGACGCCCUCACUAUGA
Molecule: messenger RNA, 882 nt
Organism: Clonostachys solani
Lineage: Eukaryota; Fungi; Ascomycota; Sordariomycetes; Hypocreales; Bionectriaceae
Source: the annotation of a GenBank genome assembly